Messenger RNA from Leptopilina boulardi, 2677 nucleotides. RefSeq lists its product as uncharacterized. Lineage: Eukaryota; Metazoa; Arthropoda; Insecta; Hymenoptera; Figitidae. Bases 426 to 1790 code for a protein of 454 amino acids. The transcript has 4 exons. The record is from RefSeq and is a predicted model, not a curated record.
CUUGUUUGGUCUUGUUCGUUUAUGGUCAUUGUGCGCCGAGCAGUCAAUUCAGUCAAUCUAUCUGUAAUUAAUUAUUUGUAGAUUACGUAAAAUUGUUCAAUUACUAUUCACAUUGAAAACUUGCAGUGAAACUUUAGUGGUACAAGAAAUACUUGAUAUAACAGUAUAUGUAUACAGGUAUAUAGAAAUUUUAAGCGUGUGUUUGUAUUUGGUCGAUAAAACGAACGGCAGCAUUUUUCAUGGCGUCGUGUUAAUAAAUGCCUAGAUUUUUUCUUAAUCAAUUUGAUUUCAUCGUUCUUAAACGAAAGUUUUACCUUUGACAAACGUCGAUUUAGUUACGUUCUUUUAUAGACAUUAAGGAAGCGUUUUCAAAUAGUUUUCUUCAAAAGGAAUUAAUAAUAUUCAAGUUUUGUAAGCUACAUCGUAUGCGUGCAAUGGGUAAAACGCCAAAGAAGGCUACCCCUGGAGGCGAUGAGAGCGAUGUGCAGGUUCGAAGGUUAAAAGCGACAAAUGUAUCUUCCAAUUCAAGCGAGGAGAAAGAGUGUGGGUCCGAGAUACCGACCAGGACGAAAGUGAGUGGAGUCGAUAAAGGAACAAGUGUCUUAAAAAAGGAAUUCAAAAGUAAAUUGCCAGCACCAAAAGUUAAUACUCGUUCCUUACAAAUUACAAAAAAAAUAAAAAAUUUAACGGCAUCUGACAAAGAUAUAAGAAUUGAAACAUCAAAAAUGCAGUCCGAAGCAGAAGAAGCAAAAUCUCCAAAAGAAGAUGUUUCUUCCAGAUCCAAGUCAAACGAUACUGAAAAUGUUCUUGAGGUAUCAGAAACCUCACCAAAACAAAAAAAUUUAGAUCCACCAAGCAAUCAAGAUGACGCAUCGAUUCUGAAAUUGUCUGAAAACGGAUAUAAAAAUGAAAACAAAAAUGGACAUGAUGAAAACGUUGAUUUGCAAGUGUCUUCAGAUUUAAAAAGUUCUCAAAAUGGAAAACAUGAAGAUGAAAAUAUAAAGCUGACAGUCUGCGAAGAAUUGGAAGAGGUAAACAAACUCGAUGACAAGAAUGAGAAAAAAGACCAACAUAAGGAAUCUCACACGGAUACAGAAACCAAUAUUGUCGAAUCUACAACAACAGAAAUACCCGAAGCAUCUGAGCAACAAUUUGAUAUUAAAGAGAAGGAUAAAUUGAAUGAAGAUGUGACUGCAGAAACUCCAUGUGUUUCUUAUGACAGCUCUAUAACGUUAAAGAAUGUUCAAAUAAAACUUAAUGAUUGUUUAAAAGAUAAUUCAAAAUCCUCAGAAGAGAAUCGCGAACAAAGUGUUGAAUCUAUAUAUAAAGAUGUUUCUUUUGGAAAGACUCUGAGAACCAUUUCGGGAAGGCGUUCAUUAAGUCGUUUGCGUCAUGUGACUCUACGAGAACAUAACCGACUAUCUCCUAAUAACUCUCUUUUCGUUAAUACUUCCGCAAUGUCCCAAGAUGAUGAUUUUAAAGUUCUUCGGCAUCGUACUGGCCUUUCUGAUAGUAUUUCAAGCAAUGGAACUUUAUCAGAAAGAAAGAGAAAAUUGUGUGCUGAAGAAUCGAACUCGUCCAAAAAAUUAAAAACUGAAUCUGAAAGUAGUUUCUUUAAUUCAUCUCUGGAAUUACUCAAGAGUUUUCGCAGGCCAAUCCAAGUUUCUACACCAAAUAUUGAAGGCUACAAGUUCCAAACAGACAAGCUGAAUCUUGGAAAGGACAAAACUAAUGUAAAAAUGGAUUUGAAUGAUACACAACAUGGCAAUAAAUGGUGUACUAUUAUGUAAACGAAAAUAAGAAUAUUGAUUAUCAAUUACCAAAUUCGGACGAAACAUUUACGACUUUUACAAAAAGGUAAUAAUUCUACAUUUGUAUUUCAAAAAAUUAUUAAUUAAAAAUGAGAAAUAAUAUUGAUAACGCCACUUAUCUUAAUUAUAUAAGUAUAUCGAAAAUUUAUCGAUACUCGAGAUUAAAAUUUAUUUUAAGAGUCUUGUUAAAACAAUUUGGUCAGGAGCCAUUUAUUUAAAAGUAUUAUAUUAAAAAUAUUUAGAAAUAUUUUAUCGAAUUCAGCAAUUACUUUCUUUUGUUAUCAAUUAUAAAUAGUUUUCAUUUGAGAUGGAACUAAAUUUAGUAAAUUUUUUCUUAAAAACAAAAAAAUUUAUAAUAUUUUGUUAACAUAUUGGAAAAGCAAAAAUUAAACAUUCUCAUUUUACAGCGAUGAAAACUUUGAUAAAUUCAUGUUUCAACUUACAUUUAUCAUAUAUACAUAAAUAUAUCAAAUACAUUAUUUAUUAAUUUUAAUAACAUGACAAAAUUAUAAAAUCUUUAUUCUUCCUCCUGAAAUCUAUUUUAAUUUAAAAAUAUGAUUCUGUACAUCUUUAUGGUUUUUUGGCGUUAAUUUAGGAAAUGAAAAUUACUUUUUCUACAAUAGUUAAUAUUUUUGUAAUAGAAUUGUUAACUGAAAAUUUUUUCAUAAAAUUGGUGCAGGAAGGAUGUUUUAAAAUUCUCUAUAUUUUUACACAUUGAUAAAUUUUACCGUAUCAAUUAUGUAUGCAAUAUUGUAUGGAAUAUAAUAAUGUACGCCUUUAAAACGUAAUAGCGUAUUUAUAAAUAUAAAAAAAUAUCUGUAUGUAUUUACAAAUUUUAUAUGAUCGUUAUAUCAUGAUCAUGAUCA